AUGGGAUUUCCUCUUGGAAAUACAACUGACGCAACAACAAAAGGGCUGUGGGUAUGGUGUUUGGAACAUCCAGAACGAAAAGAUGAGGUUCUGAUGCUUAUUGACACUGAAGGAAUUGGCGAUGUUAAAAAGGGCGAUGAAAAGAAUGACAAUGACAUUCUUUGUCUAGCUAUACUUAUAAGUGGAACAUUUGUGUAUAACUGUAUCGGAGUUAUAAACCACGAUCUUUUGAAGAAGCUUUCACACACCCCAACCACAUCAGCAGGGCACUCCGAAGACACCAAACCCGCAUUUGGAGAGGACACAGUGGCGGCUAAAGAAGAGGAGGGAACGCAAUAA
Messenger RNA from Ruditapes philippinarum (Manila clam), 339 nucleotides. RefSeq names its product guanylate-binding protein 6-like. Gene Ontology annotation, molecular function: GTP binding; GTPase activity. NCBI's taxonomy places the organism in Eukaryota, Metazoa, Mollusca, Bivalvia, Venerida, Veneridae. The coding region runs from base 1 to 339 and encodes 112 amino acids. The record is from RefSeq and is a predicted model, not a curated record. The transcript has 4 exons.